Molecule: messenger RNA, 885 nt
Organism: Trichomonas vaginalis G3
Lineage: Eukaryota; Parabasalia; Trichomonadida; Trichomonadidae
Product: DNA/RNA polymerases family
Exons: 1
Coding region: 1-885 (294 amino acids)
Source: RefSeq, a predicted model, not a curated record
AUGAACGAAAGACAAAAGGCUGAAUUAGAAGGAAAUAAAGGAAAAAGUUUAUUUUGCAAGAUUUCACUUAAUGGAUCAUAUGGUUACGAUGCAAUGAAUACACAAAAUUACGCAAAGACUAAAAUAAUGAAUGCACAGAAGGCACGCGUUGCAUGUAUGUCAAAUAAGUUUAAAAACAUAAGAGAAAUAGGUGAAGAUACAUAUCAAGUGAUGCUUAAAGAUAGAUUUUAUAGAUGUGAUACAUGUUUACAAGAGGCAUUCUUCACUUUAGAUAAUGCUAAAUACUGGUAUUUGGUUUUCAUUUAUGAUUUUAUGUAUAAAUGCAUGAAUGUUAAUCGUUUUCAUUUCAUUGAAGGUGAUACUGAUUCAUCUUAUUGGGCAAUCGCUGGCGACCCAAAUCUUCCUAACACUCAAGCAUUUCAAGCAAUUGUUACCGAUAAACAAUUUUAUGAUAAAAACAUUUUCAAAUUCGCACCAUUUGAUUUCUUCUGUUUUGAUGAGAAAUUUAAACCUAAAUUAAAGAAUAAAGCUGAAGAAAAAGCACAUGAGAAGAAGUUAUUGGGUUUAGCAAUUGAGAAACAAGGUGAUAACAUGGUUGCUUUAUGCCCUAAGUGUUAUACAUCAUUCAACGGUUCAAUUGAUGGAAGUGAUUUUAAAAAGAUUGCACAAAAAAUGAAAGGUGUUAGUUUACGACAAAAUAAACAAUUAACACCUAAAAAUUAUUUGGAUAUAAUAAAUGAUAAAGUGAUAUUUGAUGGUCAGAAUAUUAAUUUACAACUUAAAAACGGGUCAAUGACUCGCUUAACAAUCGGUAAGACUGCAUUAACAGGAGCACACACUAAGGCUGUAUGUUGUGAAAAUGGAUGUUGUAUGCCAUUUAUUUAA